ACAUCAGUGAUAACAAUAUGAUAUCACAACACCGUUUCGAAAUCUCGCUAGGUAUACAAUUCACCAUUAAACGUUGCAUGUUCGAAGUAUAGUUUUUAUUCAAUGAAAAAUGAAGAGUUUAUACGUUUUAAUUGUCUUACUUCAAAUGACAUGUUUUGGAAACUGCUUUAAUAUUUUGGUUGUUUUUCCUAUGCCUGCGCCAAGCCAUUUUAUUCUAGGAAAUGCACUAGCUAGGGGAUUAGCAGAGGCGGGACAUGAUGUCACGAUGGUGAGUCCCUACGAAGAUAAAAAUCCACCCAAAAAUGGAAAGUACUCAAAUAUUGUACUGGAGGGAAACACGCAAGCCCAAUCAAGUGCUCAUCGGAAAAUUAACUUAUUCAAAUUCGGGAAAGUUAACCCAUUUUUGAAUAUGAAAAGCAUGAACUAUAUUGGAAAGUCAGCUACAAACUCUACUUUUGCUAGUGAUAACUUCAAAAAACUGCUUGAAUCCGGUAAAAAGUUCGAUCUGGUCAUUGUUGAAUUAUUUGUUGACGCUGGUUUGGGAGUACUGGCUUGCCACUAUCAGACUCCUUUGGUGGUAUUCAGUACUUUAUCAUCCAACUACUGGGUGAACUCGUUAGUAGGGAAUCCAUCACCUUCAUCGUAUAUACCAGAUUUAUUCCUGACUUACUCAAGCAGUAUGAAUAUGUGGCAACGCUUUGUGAAUCUAUUGAUGUAUCUAGCUAAGGAUCUCAAUCACAGGUUUUCUUUCCUUCCGACUCAAAUAGAACUAGCAAGAAAACAUUUUCCCAAGUGUGUUGAUGAUAAUGGACUCAUUACAAAUGUAUCUCUUGUGCUCUUAAACGCACACGAAAGUAUUAAUGAUCCAGUACCAUAUGUGCCCAAUAUGGUGAAUAUCGGUGGAUAUCACGUGAAUCCCCCGAAAAGUUUACCUAAAGAUCUCCAAGAGUUCUGUGACAGUGCAAAAGAUGGGGUUGUAUACUUCAGCAUGGGUUCCAAUUUGAAACCCUCGGACAUGAGUCAGGACAGUAAACAAGCUUUAUUGUCUGCCUUAGGAAAACUGAAACAAAAGGUACUGUGGAAAUGGGAUGAAGAUCAUCUUCCUGGUAAACCUGAGAAUGUUAGAAUUGCCAAGUGGUUUCCGCAGCAAGAUAUUCUGGCUCAUCCCAAUGUGAAGCUUUUCAUCACUCAUGGCGGACUGCUCAGUACAAUAGAGACAAUCUAUUAUGGUGUUCCAGUUCUAGCAUUACCCGUUUAUGGAGAUCAGAGAAUAAAUUCUGCAAAAGCGGUUGCAGGCGGAUAUGCUUUAUCUUUAUCAAUAUCCGAACUAACCGAGAAAGAUGUAUCCGAAGCUCUAUAUGAACUUCUGAAUAAUCCAAAGUAUAGAGAAAAUGCGAAAAAGAGAUCAGCAAUUAUGCACGAUAGAAAGGUGAAACCUAUGGACCUGGCGACAUAUUGGAUCGAAUAUAUCAUCCGACAUAAAGGAGCUCCACAUCUGAGAGUGGCAGCUUUGAAUUUAACGUGGUAUCAAUAUUACAUGGUGGAUAUCCUUUUGCUGCUUCUAUGCAUCGGUGCCAGUUUCUUGCUAGCUGCUUAUUUUAUAUUCAUAAACUUGUUCUGUUCGAGAAGAACCGAUUCUAAAUUGAAGAAGAAUUGAAAAUUGUAAUCUAGAGAAAAAAAUAUUUGAUGAUUGAACAACUCAGUAUUUUUCAGAUUUUAUUUAUUUAUCAACGAAACCAGAACUAUUUUCACAUUUAUUAUCCAACAUUAUUGUUUGAAAAAAGUAAAUAUUUUGAGUUUU
Molecule: messenger RNA, 1801 nt
Organism: Leptinotarsa decemlineata (Colorado potato beetle)
Lineage: Eukaryota; Metazoa; Arthropoda; Insecta; Coleoptera; Chrysomelidae
Product: UDP-glycosyltransferase UGT5
Molecular function (GO): UDP-glycosyltransferase activity
Source: RefSeq, a predicted model, not a curated record